Molecule: messenger RNA, 7704 nt
Organism: Lytechinus pictus (painted urchin)
Lineage: Eukaryota; Metazoa; Echinodermata; Echinoidea; Temnopleuroida; Toxopneustidae
Product: NFX1-type zinc finger-containing protein 1-like
Exons: 3
Coding region: 166-5853 (1895 amino acids)
Cellular component (GO): nucleus
Molecular function (GO): ATP hydrolysis activity; zinc ion binding; helicase activity
Source: RefSeq, a predicted model, not a curated record
GUUUCCAUUGGAGUUUACUGAAUAAUGCACAAGAAAACAAUCUUUGAAAGGUUCAAACGAUCCUCUUUUCACCGUCGAGACAACAGUAAAAGGACACACAUCUAAAGUCCAUCUAUUGACUAGCGUUUUACCCAUGAGCCCAGUCCAACGGAUACUCAUCCCAUUAUGACAGCUAGAUACCCUUCCCCAUGUACUAUACAGGAUGACAAUGGAAGCGUCGUCAGUGAUACCGAGUCGGUGUCCUCUAUUUCUAGCAGUACCACAGGAAAACAAAAAAGGCCUAGGAACAGAAACAAAGGGGAAAAUGUGCAGCUCUUCGGCCCUAAACUUACAGUACAGGAACUAAAUCAACUGAAACGAGAUGAAAGGAACUUGGCGAUUGCAAUGAGAGCUCGGAAACCACUCUUGGAAACACUGCUUCUUGACGAUGACAUAGGGGGUGAGAUUAUGGCAGGUCUUCUUGAUGUUCUUAUCUCAGUAUCGAAGAUAGGAGGUGAUGAUGCAAAGGAGGUGUAUCGAUUCUUAGCAAGCAACCAAUUCAUCAAGGUUCACCUGCUUUUGCUCGUCUUGAAGUACAGGAUGAAGCCUGAGCUGUGUUCUAAUGGGAAUAUUCUCCUGAAAGCCAUAAAUGUGUUGGUGGCAUUCAAGAAGCUUCGAUGCGGAAGUAACGAGAGCUUAAAGAUGGUUGCAGCAGUGAUCCACGAUACAAUUAAGUAUGGACUGGAUAUUCCCCAAAGGAAAGGAUAUGAACAAGGGCUCAAUGAUGUCAGGAUGAUACUUGAUAAAGGAAAAGAUGGUCAAGAAGAAUCAACGGUAGACAUGCGUUCCAUUCCCAUAUUUCCUACUGCAGGAGAGGUAGCUGACACAGAUGAUUCAAGACUUCAUGAUGCACUAGCUGAUCAGGGCCAUUCCGUUAAAACAUAUUUGGAAUGCCACUUUCGACUUCUGAGGGAAGACAUUGUGCAACCCCUUCGUGCAGUGAUCUCCAAGUAUCACCAAGUAAAGAGAGAAAUCGGGCUAGAUGCGACGAAGAGGAAAUGCCAUAUCAUCGAUGAUGUCAAGUUGUAUGAAAUCAUCACGACGCAUACGUCUAAAGGUGUGACCUUUCGCGUUCAGUUUAACACCUCUUCUCUCAAUAAUGUGUCCUGGGAAACCACAAGGAUCCUUUCCUUCGGGAAUAUGGUUUGUCUGACCAACAACCAUUUUCAUGACAUGGUUUUUGCCACAGUGGCCAAGCGUGACCCACAAUGGUUGAAGAAGGGAUUCGUAGAUCUUCGACUCCUUAGGUUAGAAGAUACUAAAUUGCUAAUGUCGGGUGUUCAGUUCUUCAUGUUCGAUUCUCGAAAAUAUGUCGAAGAAUCAUACGAGGUACUAGAUGCAAUGCAGAAAAUCAAUAGCGCUUCCCUUCCUUUGGUACCACAUGUUGUCUACAAAGUGGCUGAAAAUGAGCUUUCUUGUCACCUAAAGAAAGAUCCUGAAACACAAUACGAUGUUGGUUCCUUGAUAAAAGAUGAAUACACUACAACGCGAUCAAAGCCUAGAACAUGGAGAGCAUCUCUGCAACAAAUUGAGAACUGGCCUCCAAUUGAUCAGCUAUGUGUCGAUGAGUAUCAAUUAUCCGCUAUCCAGGCCGCUCUAAAGAAUCAGUUGACCGUCAUCACUGGCGCGCCAGGCACAGGCAAAACACAUGUAGGUCUCAAGCUUACACAGCUUUUUGUUCUAAACAAGGAUCGGUGGGGUAAUACCAGAGAAAGAAAUGGUAGUGGACCACUUCUUUUCAUGUGUGCCAGUAAAGCUACCCUUGAUGAAUAUCUGACUGGGGUGUCAUUCUUUCAACGCACUGGAAUAGUCCGAUGGGCCGGUCAGCAUACAAGAAAAGCACUUCAAGAAUAUCAACUUGAACAUCUUCGUGAAAAACAGUCUGUUUCAACAGCUUAUGAAGAUCAGUUAUCAACUGAAAAACUGGAAGCAUGCAAGACCAGACUUGGGGAUGUACAAGCCAAUCUUCAAAAUCUUCAAACGAAGAUAUUCGCGGAAGAGAUCCUUAAAGUCGUCAUUGAUGGAAAACACUUCCGGAAGCUUAAAUCCAUGAAAAAGGAGAAAUCACAUGGAGUUGUUUUUGAGUGGCUUUUGUCAGACAAAGCCCAAACCGAUGAUCUUCAAAAGCUUGAGGAAAAUAUUCCAUUCAAUUUGACACGGUUUGUAUGUCCCGAUGGAGAUGAAGGUGGAUGGUUUGAGCAGAAUCUUCCAUUCGGGUUAGAUCCAUUAGACCAACGCAUAUCAGAACAAGCAAGGAACUUUGUAAGUAAGCAACUUGGCUCCAAGGACAUGAUGACAGAUUCCGAAUCCAAGAAGAUAGAAGAUGUGUGGAAACUGCCCCUACAGGACCGAUGGAGGAUGUACCGAUUAUGGGCUUCCAAACUAGAAGCCAGAGGCCGCCAGAGAGCUGCAACUAUCUUCAAGGAAAUGGAAGAUAUCUGCCUUAAUUGUCAGAAGAUGCAUGAUGCCGUAGAUGAAACUAUUCUGAGUGCUUCAUCUGUCAUAGGCAUGACUACUUCAUCGGCAGCCAAGAACCAAAGGGUUUUACAACGUAUCAGCCCUCGAGUCAUUAUCAUUGAAGAAGGAGCUGAUGUUCUUCAGUCAAUCACAACUGUUGUCAUCUCAUCUGGCUGCCAACAGCUUAUCCUCAUUGGAGAAAGUGUCCCAAAGGUAGACCAAUUUCAGGCAGUCAGGAAGGUAGCAGAAAUUCAUGGCAUCCACGCUUCUCUCCUGCAACAGUUAGUCGACGCUAAUUACUCCGUGUAUGAACUAAAAAAGCAGCAUCGAAUGAGUCCAAUUACAUCCAAGCUCAGCCGUCAGCUAUUCAAGUAUGAAUAUGACCAUGAUCAGUCUGUCAUUGAGAAGCCAUCAGUUAACGGAAUUCAACAGAAUGUGUUUCUCAUAGAUCACAACGCACGUACGUCUGUGGCAAACUACGAAGCUUCAUUUUUAAUGGAACUUUUCAGUUAUCUGAUCGGUAAGGGCUUCGUACGGAAACAGAUCUCGAUCCUCAUCUCAUUUUCUUCACAGCAAGAUCUCUUCAGCAAAGACGUCAGAGACCGAAUUCUUACUGUUGAUAACUUCAGAGGCGGGAAUGACAUCGUCUUGUUCAUGAGUAACGCAAGCGAAAGGGCGAGCAGGCCUGGAUGUCUGCUUUUGGAUCAACGUAUUGCCAAGGUGUUAAGCAGCGCGAGAAGAGGCCUGUACAUCAUUGGGAAUUUCUCGUUCCUGUCAAGCCAGUCUCCUAUGUGGGGUAGGAUUGUAAAAGAAGCACGACGACUUGAAUGGGUUGAUCGCUCUCUUAAGUUAACAUGCCCUAAUCACCCGGAUAAUCCGAUCAGCGUUUCUUCGGUAGAUGGAUUUCUGCAGCUAAAAGAGAAGAGUGGUUGUGGACUACCAUGUCAAGCUCGUCUGGAUUGUGGGCACGGAUGUAAGGAACUCUGUCAUGACCAUGACAUUGCACGAGGAAGAGCCAUCUGUAGACAGCCUUGCAACAAGACCAUCUGUGAAAAUGAUCACAAAUGCACCAGGACCUGCUCAGAACCUUGUGACACCAAGUGCAAGGAGAUGAUGGACAAAAAGCUACCUUGCGGCCACUUCCAACGCCUCCCAUGUCGUCUCUCCCCAAGCCAUGCUACAUGCAGAGAUAAGUGUGAACGGUUGCUCAGCUGCGGUCACAAGUGCACUGGAAUUUGUGGAAACCCAUGCAAACAGGAUUCUUGUGUUGAGAAAACGACGAAAUCCAACUGGCCUUGCAAGCACGUUGUAGAGGUGCGUUGUUGUGAUGGUCCAGAAUCCUGUCCUGAGCCUUGUAACUCUAUCCUUGCAUGUGGACACCAAUGCUCUGGAACUUGUGGAAGAUGUCGACGAGGAAGACUACAUCUGGUAUGUCAGCAGCCAUGUGGUCGGACGCUUGUCUGUGGUCAUUCUUGUGAAAGUAAUUGCGCAGCCCAGUGCCCUCCCUGCACUAAAAAGUGUCAAAAUAGAUGUCAGCACAGCGAAUGUCGGAAGUUCUGCGGAGAAGCUUGCAUACCUUGUAAGGAGCCUUGUCUGUGGCGAUGUCCUCAUGUGUCUUGUGGGAGGUUAUGUGGAGAACAUUGCGACAGAAAGCCAUGUGAUGAACCCUGCAACAAGAAUCUUCCUUGCGGACACCCCUGCAUUGGAAUGUGCGGAGAAAGAUGCCCAACCAAGUGCCGUGUGUGCGACAGACAAGAAGUUACAGAGAUUCUCUUCGGUAGCGAGGAUGAAGAAGAUGCAAGGUUUGUCCAGUUAGAGGACUGUGGCCACGUAAUCGAGGUGGAGGCUUUGGAUCACUAUAUGAGCAUAACCCAAGAGAGCAGCGAUGACGUCACUAUCCAGCUGAAAGGAUGUCCCAAGUGCAAAACGUCAAUUCGGAGGAAUCUUCGCUACGGGAAUACCAUCAAGCAAACUCUAGGAGAUGUGGAGAAUGUGAAGACGAAAAUGAGAGGAAGUGAGGUGGAGAUCGAGAGCAAGACGAAGGAGCUCAGGGAUAAAUUGUCUCAACUUCGAAGCCAUGUGGCUUGUAGACAUAGAUUUAUUGAUUUUAUUUAUGUUCAGAAACUUAUCGGUGAUCUGAAUCAGAGGAAACAUCUCGAGAAGAUACUUGCUCGCCUGAACAGAUGUGCCUUCUUGCGGGCAAUUGUAGAUGUCCAUAACAAGGUAUCCACUGGUAAUAGUUUCACGUUUCAGUUGAAAACUCGAAAGCAUGGGAUAGAAGUGCGACUGCGAGAGCUGAAGAACGAAGUCACUGGGGGCGAGCUGGACAAGUUCACGGAUCAGCAGAUGAACGAUAUACAGAGGGAGGUCUCUCGGGUGAGUGUCCAGGUAGAGGCCAUGGCGGUUCUCACUCGCAACAUGACAAGGUUGAGUCAAAAUAUGAACAGUUGCCAUCUGAAAGCUUUGGACAAAAUCGUCGACAAGGCUUCCCCUUUUACCGUCAAGGAUGAAGCUCAGGCUACUCAGCAUCUCCGUCAGUUUAAGAGGGAGAUGGGGCAAGUAGCGCUCGGCAUCACUGAUAGAGAACGCGUUCAGAUCAUCAAAGCCAUCGGUCUUAGUCAAGGACAUUGGUACAAAUGCCCCAAGGGUCAUGUCUAUGCCAUUGGGGAAUGUGGGGGCGCUAUGGAAGAGACCAAGUGUCCAGAAUGUGGAUCGCAUAUUGGUGGAGGGAGUCAUCGUUUGACCUCCGGUAACCGAGUAGCUACCGAGAUGGAUGGAGCUACCAGAGCGGCAUGGCCGACUGGUGCCUUCGGCUAUGAGGACUAUGAGGAGGAAGAAGAAGAAUACGAACCGGAGGAACUUGAGUUCGAUCAGGAAGAUAUUGAAGAACAGUUUGAAAUUGAAAGGCAAAUCAGGGAAGACCAGGCCAGAGAGGAAAGGAGAAUGGCAGAAAAUGUGAGGCAAGAAAGAGAAAGACUCGCCGCGGGGAUCCGGGCAAGACUGGAAAGAGACAGACUUGCCGCGGAGAACAGGGCAAGACAGGAAAGAGAAAGAUUUGCCGCGGAGAACUGGGCAAGACAAUUAGAAAGAGACAGACUUGCCGCGGAGAACAGGACAAGACAGGAAAGAGAGAGACUUGCCGCAGAGAACAGGACAAGACAGGAAAGAGAGAGACUUGCCGCAGAGAACAGGACAAGACAGGAAAGAGAGAGACUUGCCGCAGAGAACAGGACAAGACAGGAAAGAGAGAGACUUGCCGCUGAGGACUUGACAAGACAAUUCAGAAGACUCGCCGCCGAAAGAGAGGCGCAAAUGCACGCACGAAACAAAAGUGAUGAAAAAUGUAUCAUUUCUUAAAAGCUCUUUGAAGGGAUAUAGAUAUCAGUCGAAAGUUAAAAAAAAAUGUGAGUUAUCUGAAUAUGGGCCUCAAAUCGGAAGGUCAACGUCGAGUCGACUCAAUUGUCCAUUCGAAAUAUUUCUUUCACGCUUGUAAAAUUUUCUUUCAUUUCAGCGGCCAACCCUCCCCCUCUAAAAUUACAGAUGAAAAAUCUACAGUUGAAACUUCAGAAAGAGAAAUUAUUUUCUUGUUGACAUGUGGUCAUCUAUACUAUCAGUAAAACGAAUUUUGUUCGCAAUUUCUCUGAAUUAGAUGAGAAGGCCUAAUUGCUGUCUUUCAAAAUAUAAAAACAAAUGUAAAUACAUUAUUAUCUCAGCUGCCACUGACUGUUUACCCUCAUUCCAGAGGUCAAAAUAUGAUUAUUGACAGUCGUUGAUCGGGGGUGGAGGCAUGCAUUUUUUCUUCCGUUUGUCUCGUCAGAUUUUUAAGAGAAAAAUAUGAAAAUGAAUUACAAUGAUAACCCCUCCUCCUUUUUUUUUUUGGGGGGGGGGCUUGGCAUUUGGGGCGCAAAGUAGGUCCUUUUUCAUCCUUUUGGCAGCAGUAGGUAUAAUCCAUGAAAUUAACGAAAUUUAUUUGAUUCGCCCCUCGAUCCCUAUUAUGAAGUUUUGUAAUUGUCGCUGACUGAUCAAUUCAAUUUUCUUCUCUCUAGUUAAAUUUCACAAAAGGGCCUCAAAAAUUAGAUAUGAAUUAUUUCAACCAAGUUAUUACACGUGGCAUAUAGCCACCUCCAUUUUUUAUUCUCUAUUUGCUUUAAUCAACGAGUGAACUUCUUUCAACUGUUAAGAAAUUUAGUUAUUGAAAUUUCGUUACAGAUUUAUCCAACGAGAAACACGGAAAUAAUUUUACGAGGGAUUGUUUGUUCACUGAAUAGUAAAGAGUACUCAUGGCAGUAUGGCCAAGAAAAGUGAUAUAAAGAAAAUUAUAAUUGGGAUAGUGUCGAAAAUAGGUCUAUCUGACGGCCAAUUGGAUCGGGGUCACCCUAGCCCCUAACCCGUCUCUGUGGUCUAGUGGUUAAGACCUCGGCGUUCAAAGCUGGGGGCCCGGGUUCGAUUCCCGGCAGAUACAUUUUUUCGGCAUCAACAAUUUUUCCAAAAGGGCAGAUAGCUCUGGGGAACCUUAAUUUAAGCUACGCCUACCUUUGUUCUCUUUAUCCACUUCUUUCACAAUAUAUAUAUAUAUAUAAUACAAAAUGCAUAAUUAUGUUCAUAUUCAGACUACCAAACUGCUCUUUAUUGAUAAGAUCUUGAUAUUAUUUGUGCGAUAAAAUGGCAUUUUAUGCAUUAGACAUGCAAUAUAAUUGUGCUUUUUAUGUACGUCAUUGUAAACCUCUUUUUUUACUGUAUCAAAUACUUGAAGUAUCUGGGCCAGUAUCAUACAUCAAUGGCUGGGAUUAUGUGAUUGCUGUUUAUCAUAUAUUUUAAGUAAGGUCCCACUGUCCCACAUGCAUUGUGAAUGGGAAUCGGUUAUUAUCAACCAAAUUGUUGGUUUCUCCUUUUUUUAACCAGCACAGAUAUUUCGAUAUUUUGAAGAACAGGGAAGCGUUUCAUCAACAUUUUUGUCUGACACAUUGUCAGAUCUGACAACUUUCCUUGAAUUUGAUUGGCUUAGAAGCACUGGUUACUAUGGUAACUGUGGAAUAAAAACUUGUCGGAUAAAACACCCGAAGUCCUUGUACGAAACGCUCCCCAGCUAGGUGACUCCGCCUGAGUUAGUCAAUUUGAUAUAAUGCCGAUUAGUCGGAAUGAACAAGGGUUCCGACCAUGGCCCUGGUAACGAUUUUUUUUUUCACUGAGAGUGCUGAUGUAAAUUUG